Messenger RNA from Ananas comosus (pineapple), 1802 nucleotides. RefSeq names its product cytochrome P450 72A11-like. The transcript is spliced from 5 exons. Lineage: Eukaryota; Viridiplantae; Streptophyta; Magnoliopsida; Poales; Bromeliaceae. Gene Ontology annotation, molecular function: monooxygenase activity; oxidoreductase activity, acting on paired donors, with incorporation or reduction of molecular oxygen; heme binding. Bases 75 to 1658 code for a protein of 527 amino acids. The record is from RefSeq and is a predicted model, not a curated record.
ACUAAGUUGUCACGUAUCAUACAUAACAUAUCAUUUGCAUAGAGUGUUGAUUAAAAGGAAGCAAUCAUAUAACCAUGUUUUGGAGUGUGGAUCUGUUAGGGUCUGCAGUGGCUGCAGGUUUUGUGGUGGUGUUCCUGAGAUUGUUGAAUUGGGCGUGGCUGCGGCCGCGGCGGCUCGAUCGCGCCUUACGGGCUCAGGGCCUCCGGGGCACGACGUACCGGUUUGUCUAUGGCGACGCCGCCCGCAUGGAGCAGCUCCGCAAAGAGCGCGAGGCGAAGCCCCUCCCGGAUCUAACCCACGAUAUAAUCCCGCGCAUCGCGCCGCUGUUUCAAGAAGCCAUGAGGGAACAUGGUAAAAUAUCAUUCAUUUGGCUUGGACCCCACCCAGCUGUGACCAUAAUGGACCCAGGUUUGGUCAAGGAGGUUUUAUCAACCAAGUUUGGAGACUUCCAGAAACUCAAACCUGACUCACUAUCAAGGGCUGUGGUCACAGGGCUUUUACUUCAUGAAGGUGAGAAAUGGGCCAACCACAGGAGAAUCAUCAAACCUGCUUUCCACUUGGACAAACUAAAGUGCAUGUUACCGGCAUUUUCUGAGUGUUGCAACGAAUUGAUCGAGAGGUGGGAGAAGCUUUUUGCUGCCGGAGGUGGUGGUGGCAGCGACGGUGAAGUGUCGCCGCAUAAGGAGGUGGACGUGUGGCCAGAAUUUCAAAGCUUCACGGGCGACUCCAUCUCCCGGACGGCGUUCGGAAGCAGCUUUAAGGAAGGGCGGCGCAUCUUCCAUCUCCAGAACGAGCUGGGCGAGAUCAUCGUCGAAGUGGCGCGACGUGUACUUCUUCCCGGAUACAGGUACCUGCUCACAAAAACGAACAAGCGAAUCGACAAAAUACUUGCAGAGAUUGAUGUGCUGAUGAGGGGAAUGAUUGAGCAAAGAGAGGAGGCCAUCAGAAAAGGAGGGUCCAGGAACACUGACUUGCUGGCCUUACUACUGGAGUCGAAUUUGAAGGAGAGUGCAGAGCAGGGAGGAUCCGAAACCGCGAUGACGACGGAGGACGUGAUCGGGGAAUGCCGGCUGUUCUACCUCGCCGGGCAGGAGACAAUGACGGUCCUUCUGACGUGGACGAUGGUCGCGCUGAGCAUGCACCCGGUCUGGCAGGCGCGGGCCAGGGAGGAGGUGUUACGAGCGUUCGGCAAGAGUAAGCCCGACUACAACGGCUUAAGUCGGCUCAAGAUUGUGACGAUGGUUAUAUACGAAGUCCUUCGCCUCUAUCCUCCCGCAACUAUGAUCUCGCGGGAAACAUACAAGGAGAUGAAGCUCGGAGAUGUCACAUACCCGCCAGGCGUAGAACUCGUUCUGCCCAUAGUGUUCAUCCACCGCGAUCCCGAAUUCUGGGGCCCCGACGCCGGGGAAUUCAACCCCGAGAGGUUUGCAGAGGGAAUAUCCCAAGCGUCGAGGGUUCCGGGCGCCUUCAUCCCCUUCAGCGGCGGCCCGCGGGUGUGCGUCGGCCAAAGCUUCGCCUUGCUGGAAGCGAAGCUGUGCCUCGCGAGGAUUCUGCAGCAUUUCUCGUUCGAGCUUUCGCCUUCGUAUGCUCAUGCUCCUUACAAUGCCCUAACUCUCCAUCCCCAGUUUGGUGCUCCAAUCAUCAUGCAUAGGUUAUAGAAUGAUCGUUUAAAUGUUAUGCGUAAGAGGAUGUCUGAGGAAUAUUAUGUUCCCAGUUAUUAUAUUUAUUGUAUGUACCUCUCCUGUAAUAAAAUAAAUUGGCUUUUGAUUAAUAAUGAGAUGGGGAGAUGGUUUUAGUUUUCA